Messenger RNA from Ostrea edulis (European flat oyster), 869 nucleotides. RefSeq names its product DNA polymerase delta subunit 4-like. Gene Ontology annotation, molecular function: DNA-directed DNA polymerase activity. Bases 92 to 409 code for a protein of 105 amino acids. Gene Ontology annotation, cellular component: delta DNA polymerase complex. The transcript is spliced from 4 exons. The record is from RefSeq and is a predicted model, not a curated record. NCBI's taxonomy places the organism in Eukaryota, Metazoa, Mollusca, Bivalvia, Ostreida, Ostreidae. Gene Ontology annotation, biological process: DNA-templated DNA replication; DNA synthesis involved in DNA repair.
CAAAACCGGAAGUGACGUAGUUAGCGUUUAAUGUCAAAGGAUUUCACGCCAACAAGUGUCAGCAUAUAUUCAUCCUGAUAUUCCUCCAAUAAUGGCAACAAAACAUAUUACGGAUUCAUAUCCUAAGGUUAAAAAGCCAAGUAAAGAACAAAAGUGUGUUAAAGAUCAAUUGCCAUCUACUAGUUAUCAACAUCAGCCAGUAAUAGACCUCACGGAUGACUUAAAGAUACUGAAGAAUUUUGACCUGACAUUAGAAUAUGGACCAUGCACUGGAAUAACACGACUGGAGAGAUGGGAACGAGCACAUAAGCAUGGCCUUAACCCUCCUAAUGAGGUCAAGGACAUUCUUUUGAAAAACAAAGACAGUGAAGAGUACACAUUGUGCUUGUGGAGAGACUAUGAAAUAUAAUGAAAAAGAAGCACAGCUACCCGGAUAUGUGUUCAAUCAUUACAUUAGUCCGAACAAUUUGUUUUAAGCAUCAUACAGCGUGCAGUUUGCUGGUUUGUCUCUAUCAUUUAAAUUUGUAAUAUAUGAGUUAAUAUCAUGCAUUUACCAGUUGAUGUGGAGUUUUUGAUGUAAAUGUACUGCAUAAGUACAGUGUUUAAUCAAGCAGCAUAUAGAUAAGUUUUAAAGAAAUUUUUGUUUUGUUUGGUAUGCAUAAUGUUCAAUGAGUGAACAUUGUAUAGUCGUAUUUUAUUUUAUCCCUAUACUUACUGUAUUUAACUGAUUUUUAUACAAUUUUACUUUUAUAUGAGAAUAGUGUAUUUAGAAUAUUGUUGUAUUGUGUUUACAUGCACAUUUGAUAUGUUUGAGAACUGAUUCUGUUAUAUGGUAGUUCUGGUGUAAAUAAAUAUUUUCAUCAGAUUCA